AUGAAUUAUAGGAGCCUGGUGCUGUCAAGAAAGCGCAAAUUAAGCGAACUCUUCUCUAUCGUUGUCUCCGUCGAAGACCCAACCUACAAGCAGAAACUCCAGGCCUUUCAUGAUGCAAAUGACCUAGAAAAAGGGCGUCGCUUCGACGAAACAACAAUCCCACCUAGAAUCCAUAUAACUCUUCCACCUCGAAAACAUGAGCCUGCGCAACCGCGUGCAGUACCUCCAUCGCCCUCUCUUGCGGCGCAGCAAUCAUUAGAUGCAUCAAACACCACUCCGCCGUCACCUCAAGGGUCCAAAGCCGCUCCUAAACCGAUCCCACCAGAACAGCCCGCGACUGGGCAGGAGUCGCAUGACAUAAACAAAGGCGAUGAAGGCAUCGAGGUUACAAUUGACGAAAGGGGUGGGACAGAUCUCCAAGGGGCCACUGUAGUAGCAGUUAACGCGCAGAAAGACGAGGCCAGCACGCUCCCCAAUCUUCCCAACUCCGACGGUGAAUUGAAGUCCCCGGUACCUCAGUCUGUCAAGGGAACUCCUCUUAGACAAACAUCUAACGUCGAGUCUGAGCCUCCGAGCACGCUGACAGUCGUUACUGGACUAUCGGAAGAUACAGAACCCCGCUCAUCCAUUGCCGUCGACCGUCAACUCAGUCGAAGUCCUCUUCUCGUCCCGAUCCCAGCAGCUGCCGAGCCACAAUCCUCGCCAGCUUCCACAAAUGGGCCAGACUCGUCUAACACCCCUGCACCGACAGCUGGAUCGCCGGGAACGAGUCCUGGUAUUGAUGUACCCCUUGUUACAUCCGAGAUUGCCCACGAGGGCAAGCCUUUGGAUGCUGAGCAUGCGGGCUUGGAACGAUCACCUCCCUCGCCGGAAGCUAAGAACCCGCACGGCGCAAGUGGAAGUCAUGCUCCCUCUGCUGACGUCGAAAUAACCGGAAUGGUCAACGCAGGAUCCAUGAAUUCAACUUCUGAUGUUCAUAGUAAGCUUCCUGCAGAGGCAUUAGCUGCAUCACAGACCCCGCGACCGAUGAUGCGGAUAGACACUCAGGCAGAGAACGACGCAUAUUUCAAAGCACGGCCUGGGAGUGGAAUUGUCGAAAGUCCAGCCCCAAUAACCGGCACAACUCCUAAGAAGAAUAUGCCCGCGACGCCGUCAUCUCAGGAGCCUGCGAAACGCGCAACGAGGAUCUCAUCUGGUGUGUUGCAGAAGAAAUCUGUAUCGGAAAUUCUUGGUGAAAUGCCGAAGACCUCAACCCCCCCGGCAGAUUCCCCAUCGUCAGCGAUCCACCGCGAUGCACAUGGUGGCACAACUUCUCAGGGUCGACUAACCGAACGCGACCGUCGCGACAAAGAACGCAGCCGGCUAUCAACAGUGGUUUUUGCAAAACCUCAAAAACCUGCAUUCGAUGAGGAGAAUCUUGAGUUGACGCGCAUCGGCGAUGGUGAAGCCCAGCGAAGAACAGGGCCUGGCGAGAGGGAUUACCUCUAUACUUUGUUCGAGAACAAGGCACACUCGAUGUCUCGACAGACCACCAUGUCUUACCUCAUCCAAAAUGCCCACAAGACACUGUCAACUUCGGAUCAUUUGAUUGAGUACGAGUCAUCUGCGGAAUGUCGGAUAUUGAAACGACUCUACCAACUACAAGAGAAGCAACGCUGGCCUCUCCGGCAGUAUAGGCGUGCUGACGAAGCAGCUAGACCAACCUCUCAUUGGGAUUUUCUGCUUGAUCAUAUGAAGUGGAUGCGCACCGACUUCAGGGAAGAGCGAAAGUGGAAGCUCGCAGCUGCCAGAGGGCUCGCAGAAUGCUGUGCAGAAUGGGUCACGAGCUCCCCCGAAGACAGAAAACGUCUACAAGUGCGCGUUCGACCACCAAAGUAUCUGCCCGGGAAUACCGGUUCUGAGGACGUGGCUAUGGAAGACGGUUCUGGACCAACCCUGUCUUCGCACCCCACGCCCGAGCUGGUGCCCUCCAACGAGGACGACUCCGUAAGCGACGACAUUGCAGACCCGCGAGAGGUGCAAAUGUCCAGUGCUCCGGCCGCGAUAUUCUCUUUGGGUGCUUCUGACUUCAGCUUCGCCGUCGACAAAACUCCUGCUCUAGACAAGCUUUUAAACGAGUUACCCCUCUACGAGCCAUCAAUUGCCAACCUAGAUCAUUCUAUAUCUAACUUGGGAGAACGGCUCGAUGCGAAAUGGAAAACAGAUAUUGUUCCUGUUUCGAGGUGGGCCACCGAAAAGCUCCCGGUCAAGGAGUAUAGGCCUCCAAUGAAACGCAGCCGGUACGAUUACGAGCCUGACCCUUCACCAAAGAAGAAGUCAGAGCCGCUUCCACCGGAGGAGACGAACGUUGCGUUGUUCAUGCCUGAGAACAAAGCAAUCCGAGACAGGAUACACCCUGGACAUUCUUUCCGCCCGCCAUCAGAACAUCCCAUGCCUACUCAAGCCUUCUUCGAGACGCGGUCGUCAUCGCAAUGGACCUCUGCGGAAGACGAUGAACUCAAGAGACUCGUUAAGGAUUAUUCCUACAAUUGGUCCCUCAUUUCCAGCUGUCUUACUCCCCCAAGUUUGUAUACGUCAGGUGCCGAUAGACGGACACCAUGGGAAUGCUUUGAGAGAUGGAUUGGUUUGGAAGGUCUACCUGCGGAUAUGUCAAAGACGGCCUACUUCAAGACGUACUCGGGAAGAAUUGAGGCAGCGGGGAGAAAUGUGACUGCUCAGCUUGAGGAAGCCCAAAGAAGAGCGGGCGCCAACGUUCAGAUCUCGGCACGAAAGAGGACGACACAGCCUGUCAGAGUCGAACGGAAGAGGACCCAACGACAUCUUGCUAUGCUCGAUGCUAUGCGGAAGCUGGCCAAAAAGCGAGAGACAGCUCUUCAGAAACAACAACAUCAAGCCGACCUUGCUGCCAUGCGCAAAGUCAACGAUGCCAAUGUGCCCAAACCCUCUUAUAAGACCCCGGCGGAGUUCUCGCAGCUCAAGCAGGAGCGCGAGCAGAAACUUGCGGAACGGCAAGAGAUAUAUCGGCAGCAGCUCAUUGCACACCAACGUGCCACGGCACAGCAACAACGUGGCCAGAAUGGUCAACCCAAUGGCUUGCCAAAUAGUAUACCUGCUGCUGGACCGGGGAUGCGUGCUCCAUCCGCAACCGGCGUACCUGGAAUGCCAAACGGCAACAUGCAAAUGCCCAAUGGCCAUCCCCGUCAUCCAGCCAUGAUGGCCGCAAUGCAAGGGAAUAUGCAGCUACCACCUGGUAUGAUGGCACCGAAAAUAACCCCACAAAUGCAAGCACAGAUGCAAGCGCAACUCGCCGCCCGUGGUGGAGUAACUUCGCCACAGCAGAUGCGCAUGCUCCAGGAAGCCACCAGAGCGCAACAAGAACAGCUUCUGCGACAGGCCCAAGCUCAGAGUGGUUCUCAUUCUUCGCCGAACAACCCUCAUGCCGCUCUCGCAAAUGGCCAAGGCAUGAAUAAUGCCGCUUAUCGUGCUGCCAUGGCCGCUGCUACCGCAAACGGGAAUGCAUCCCCUUCUGGCCACAUGAACGGAAGCUCACCUCGUCCCAACACCGCUAAUUCCGGCCAGGCUUUAUCCAGUGGACAUGUUCCUGUACUGACGCAGAUCGCUAACAAAAUUCGAGAACACCAUCCCAACUUGUCAGACGAGGAGGUACAACGGCUUGCAUCGCAGCAGCUCCAAACCUAUCAACACCAAGCAACAGCUGCCGCCGCAGGGCAGAAUCACAAACGUCCUCAGCCUCACAACCAGGCGGCGUUGAAUGCGGCUCUUGGUGCUGUCAAUGCUGGAAAUAAUGCCUCUGCUGCCGCGGCUGCCGCUGCUGCCGCACAACUUGGACAUCCAAAUAUGAUGACCAAUGAGCAAUUGCAACAAUAUAACCAGCGAAUUAGGAUGCAACAAGCUCAACAACACGCGGCGCGAAACUUGCAAGCGAUGCAGAUGCAGCAAAUGGCCGCCAUGCCUAAUGGGAUGGCAAACUCGCCUGUAAUGAACAUGGCUCGGCCAGUAAGCCAACACGGAAACCAAGGGCAAAUGAGUCGCAGCGCAACACCGAGAGACCAGCGCAGCUCCAGCCAGAGUAAUGUUAAUGGCAACGGGCCUGGGCAACAGAGCAGCCCGCGACAGGCGGCGCAGAGCAUGCAGACAUGA
Molecule: messenger RNA, 4161 nt
Organism: Fonsecaea pedrosoi CBS 271.37
Lineage: Eukaryota; Fungi; Ascomycota; Eurotiomycetes; Chaetothyriales; Herpotrichiellaceae
Exons: 2
Coding region: 1-4161 (1386 amino acids)
Source: RefSeq, a predicted model, not a curated record